Molecule: messenger RNA, 1005 nt
Organism: Xyrauchen texanus (razorback sucker)
Lineage: Eukaryota; Metazoa; Chordata; Actinopteri; Cypriniformes; Catostomidae
Product: monocyte to macrophage differentiation factor-like
Exons: 7
Coding region: 280-999 (239 amino acids)
Cellular component (GO): membrane
Molecular function (GO): pore-forming activity
Source: RefSeq, a predicted model, not a curated record
CAUAACAACUCCGGCUGUAGAAAGUCAGAAAGAAAGAGGAACUGGACCGUUGGAGGACUGAUGUGAUGAAAUAAUUUAAUAUCUGUAUAAUUUAGGGCUAAUUUGAGCAGAGAUGGAGUCACGGACACGUUUAAAGGGGUGUUUUGUUUCGCGGAAUGAUUGAUGUUUGUCAAUGGGGAAUUUCUCGAAGGCCUCGGACAUCUGAUUCAUUCACAUCAUCAGACAUCAAAUAUUUAUUCAAAUAUCUGGGAUAUUUUUUUAAUAACUUAAAUCUCGGAGAUGAAGCGGGUGAAUAGUUUCCAGAGGUUUAUGAACAGCCGGGCGGCUGCAAACUGCCGUUAUCAGCCCACAUGUUAUGAACACGCGGCGAACUGCUACACCCAUGCGUUCUUGAUAGUGCCAGCAUUUGUGGGCGUGGCGCUGUUACACCGGCUGUCAGAUGACCGCUGGGAGCGAAUCACGGCAUGGGUGUACGGCAUGGGUCUGAUCGCCCUGUUCCUCUUCUCAACGGUCUUUCACAUCAUUUCAUGGAAGAAGGGCCACAUGAGGUCUAUGGAGAACUGCUUCCACAUGUGUGACCGAGUCGUCAUAUACUUCUUUAUUGCUGCCUCAUAUACUCCAUGGUUGAAUCUACGCGAGCUCGGGCCGUUCGCUGCUCACAUGCGCUGGUUUGUUUGGCUGAUGGCGGCAGCGGGAACCAUCUACGUGUUUAACUACCACGAAAAGUAUAAGUUGGUGGAGUUGGCAUUUUAUCUGACCAUGGGCUUUUUUCCCGCACUUGUGGUGACAUCAAUGAAUAACACAGACGGGUUGUACGAGCUGGCGUUCGGAGGCUUCAUCUACUGCCUGGGCGUCGUCUUCUUCAAAUCGGACGGUGUCAUUCCAUUCGCUCACGCGAUCUGGCACGUGUUCGUUGCGCUGGCUGCUGCCAUCCACUACUAUGCCAUCUGGAAAUACCUCUACCGCAGCCCCACAGCAGAGGAGAUCAGGGAUGCUUGAGCACUU